GGUGACUCCGCCGUAUCUAGAACCGCCCGGUUCACUCCUCUUCUCACAAACCCUAGGCUGGAUACAUUUUACUAUGUCGAACUGUUAGGGAUCAGCGUCGGAGGCACGCCUGUUUUCGGCAUCUCCGCUUCACAUUUCAAGCUCGAUUCGAACGGAAAUGGUGGAGUCAUCAUCGAUUGCGGUACCUCCGUCACUCGAUUAAACCGACCGGCGUACAUAGCCUUGCGCGACGCCUUCCGUGCUGGAGCCUCGAGUUUGAAAUUGGCCCCUGAGUUUUCCCUUUUCGAUACUUGCUACGACUUAUCCGGGAAAACGACGGUGAAGGUUCCGACGGUGGUGCUACAUUUUAGAGGCGCUGACGUGUCGUUACCAGCGUCCAAUUAUCUUAUCCCGGUCGACGACAACGGGAGGUUCUGCUUCGCCUUCGCUGGAACGACCAGUGGGCUGUCCAUCAUCGGCAACAUUCAGCAGCAAGGAUUCCGGGUCGUGUACGAUUUGGCGGGUUCCCGGGUCGGAUUCUCCCCUCGUGGUUGUGCCUGAUGUCGACGGACCGACGUAAUGCAAGGCCGGGAAAAUCCUCCCGCCGCCGUCUGUCCAUUUCCUUUUUUCAGUUCAGUCGUGAUGAUUAAAAAUAAAGAAAAAGAAAAAAGGAAAAGGUUUAAACAGACUAGCUGAGCUGUAUCAGUAUCACAAAAUUGUUGGAGAAAGGAGUAUAUGGACUCAGAACGGUGUCGUUUAAUGUUUACUAUUUUACUUGACUUCUUCUAUCUUUACCCUUUGAAUAUUUUAGUCUGCCAAAUCAGUGUCUUAUUU
Molecule: messenger RNA, 813 nt
Organism: Cucurbita maxima (winter squash)
Lineage: Eukaryota; Viridiplantae; Streptophyta; Magnoliopsida; Cucurbitales; Cucurbitaceae
Product: aspartyl protease family protein 2-like
Exons: 2
Biological process (GO): proteolysis
Molecular function (GO): aspartic-type endopeptidase activity
Source: RefSeq, a predicted model, not a curated record